Ctenopharyngodon idella (grass carp) is the source of this 5045-nucleotide messenger RNA. RefSeq names its product myotubularin related protein 12 (gene mtmr12). The transcript is spliced from 15 exons. The coding region runs from base 1192 to 3138 and encodes 648 amino acids. The record is from RefSeq and is a predicted model, not a curated record. Lineage: Eukaryota; Metazoa; Chordata; Actinopteri; Cypriniformes; Xenocyprididae.
AAACCAUUCAAACCCUACUGUUCUGAUCCUAUUUCAUGAGAAAGUGGAACUAUUUUAAACAAUUUUGUAAUUUCAUAUGCAAUUUGAUUUGUAUGAAAUGUAAGAAUUUUUUUUUUUUUUAAAGCAUGAAGGCCCGAAAUCUAACCCUCUGUGGGGUCUAAAACAACUCAAAUGAAAAUGUACGAAUGCAAACUCACCACAAUGUAAAAUAGUAACGAAUUGCCGUGAGAGUUUUCCUGUUCACAGUAUAAGAAAAUAGUCAACAUAUCAACACUGUAUUCAGAAAACAAAAUGGUCUUAGGUAAUGCUCAUUCACAUCUACUGAGUGAAUAGCAGAAUGCUAUCAUCUAAGGAACAAUGUAUAAUUUCUAAUUCAGGCUUACCGACCAAAGAACCACAGUGCUUUUUUUAAAGACAUCAUGUACUUCCUGUGUGUCAACUGCAGCGUUCUUGUACACAGUGUGGUUUGAAGAGAAGAUAAUAUGUGAUCUAGAUGUUUAUUUAAUGGUAAUCUUAAUGAUAAAUACGCUAUUUAUUAGAACAAUUAACAUUUUUAUUUAAAAUCUAUGCAGGUGAGGCUUGGCGAGGUGCAUUGCCUGUAGUAGCAGAGGGCAUGACUAAAUGUGUUAUUAUUUUUUUUUUAUAAGUCGUUAUUGUUUUUAUUUAUAAUUGUGCUAAAUGAACGCAUUAAAUUGGCAGCCAUACUACCAUUCCAAAACAGUUUCAUGUGCAUGCAAAAGAUUGGACAAAAAUGGCAGAUUAUAGAGAGAUUGGGUAAAUUACAGCGUACAGGAAGAUUUUGUUGCUUCAUAAGCUUUAUAGCCUAAAUAAAUUAAGUACUGCAGAUCUGCUAAUAUUGUUUGCUCCUGUACGAUACAUACCUUUUCCUCAUUUGUAAGUCAGGUUUGAAUAAAAGCGCCUGCUGAAUGAAUGAAUAAAUAGAAAAAGUGUGAAUACAGUCUAACUUUGUUGAAACAUUGCUUGCCAAACUGGGUGACCUUGCAUGAGGAACUGUGCUGUGAGUACUCUCGCUUUAGCUGCCAUUUCAGGAACUUGAGUGUCUGACUCACUGGCAGUGAAAUUCUGGUGGGAAACCAGUGAUUUACAGCAGGCUCAAAUGGUCAGGUAUUCACGAAGUGCCAGUCCAAGGCCUUCAAGAACAAACUCUAUGGAGAAAAUGACAUUCCAUUAAUGUGUGUGGAUCACAUCUAUGGUGUUUAUGAUGAAAAAAGGAAACUGAUAACUGGAAGCUUCGUGAAGAACAAAUACCCAUCCAAAAUGAUCAUUCACUGUAAAGAUCUACGUGUCUUUCAGUUCUGUCUUACAUUCACCAAGGAGGAAGAUACCAAAAGGAUCUUUCAGGGCAUUGCUCACCAUUGUUUGGAGGAGAAAUCUCUAAAGUGCGUCUUUGCUUUUUCCUAUGCUGGGACACCAAGCCCAGAAAUGCAGAGAAAACAGGAGACAAUUAUGUUUGACUCACCAGAGGACUGGACACAGGAAAUGAAACGGACCAAAGCGAAAUGUAGAUUGGUCACAGAAAAUGAGAACUUUGAACUCUCUCAAAGGUUACCGAAGUACUUCGUCAUCCCAACAGCACUAGAGGAUUUAUUCAGCUAUCAAGGGAAGGGAUUACCAAUCUGGUGUUGGUCUCAUCACAGUGGUUGUGCUCUCUUCAAAGCGUCUUUCCCGCUUAUGACACAGGAAGACGGGGAUUUCCAAAAACACUUGGACACAAUGAUAAAUGCAGUCGCACAUAAUUACCUUUACUCCGUAAAAACAGAGGACCUCUCAGUAUCCCUUCCUACAAUCCUUGACAUCCAGCAGUCAUAUAACAAGUUCAAACAAUUCUUUCUUAUCGAUAAUUCAACCGAUUUUUGGAUGUCAGAUAUGAAAUGGUUCUCUUCCCUUGAAAGCUCAGGAUGGCUAGACAUUAUUAGACAAUGUCUCCAAAAAGCAGUAGAGGUGGUUGAAUGUAUUGAUAAAGACAACACAAAUGUCCUUAUAACAGAGGAAGAGGGAACAGAUCUGUGCUGUGUGAUCUCCAGUCUGGCUCAGAUAAUGCUGGACCCUUAUUACAGAACACUUAUGGGUUUCCAGAGUCUGGUGCAGAAGGAGUGGGUGGCUGGUUGCCAUGCCUUCCUGGAUCGAUGUAAUCACCUCCAUCAGAAAGACAAGGAGUGCCAUUCUCCGGUCUUCCUCCUGUUCCUGGAGUGCGUGUGGCAGCUCGUUCAGCAACAUAGCCCGGCUUUCCAGUUCUCCGAGACUUACCUGACUGUGCUGUCCGACAGUGUUCACGUGCCAAUCUUCAGCACCUUUCUGUUCAACUCUGCCCAUCACAGAGAAAGUGUUAUGAAGGCCGAGUCACCACUUGCACAAAGCGGGCCAUUGAGCUGCCCUACAGUGUGGGACUGGUCUGUGCAGUUUGACAGCAAGGCCCAGAAUUUCUUCUUUAACCCACUGUAUUCAGAGAAGGUGAAACAUGAGAAGACUGCACGCAAAACUCACAAGCCCAAGCUAAUUUCAAGAUCAAAAACCACAAUAGGAGAGAGAGCGCCAUCAGCAAUGCACCAAAGACAGUUAUCCUUACCCAGCACAGCCUUCAAAACCCCACCCAAGAAAGGUUUCUUUAAGGAUGAGACAGACAGCCUUAAAAAGAUGCUACGAGUGAAGCGUAUCAGUCGCUGGAUGGGCUCUCCUGACUCCCCCGUGGCUGCCACCCGUGAGUUCUACGAGUCCUGGCAACAGCGUCCUCUGGACUAUCACGGCCUCCUGCUCCCCUGUCUGGAUGGACCGGCUGUCCGCGUCUGGAUGCAGCGCUACCUGCGCUGGAUACCUGAGGUGCACAUCCUGGGCGGAGGCUCCAUGGCUGUCAUGACCAAGCUUAUGGAACUUCUAAAUCAGGUGCAGGAUCUGAAGCGUGUGCUGGAACAGAGAGACGCAUCGCAAGCUGCUAAAUUUGAUCACUGUCCACACCUUCAAAACCGGCUGUUCUCAUUCGGCACCUCAGGACGAUUGUCAUCCUCAUUCCCCUUUGCUUACAGCCGCAACCGAUCUUUCAAGCCCAUCAUUCCUACAGGUCUAAUGCAAAGCUUUAUGGUAACUGACAACCUAGCUAGUCAGGAGGACGAGGCCAAUUAGGUUGUGAGUUUGAUUUAACAGGAAAUCUGUCUUCACCCAUAUGUUAAAUAUUUGUCCGUAUAUUAUUAAAUUAUAAUAUUUUUCGGUAAAUACAGGAUUAUAUUGGCCUCGUCAGAUCCAGAUUAAAAUCCUGAUGAUGGUGCUUAAAGUGCCUUUGGUGCUAAAGCGGGUCCUUUUGGAAAGUAAAAUAGGCUUUUGUCUAUCCAAAUGUGCCCUAUUAUAUUGAAAACACAAUAUGAGCCCUCAAACAGGAUGUAAGCUUUUAUUUUAGGUUUUUUUUUUUUUUUUCAUUUUCCUCUUACUCAUCACAAAACAGGAAAAGGAUACAGCCGUGAACUUCCAGCCUUUCCACAGUGUGCAGUGUUACAUAAAAUCUUUACCAAGUAACAAUCCAUGCAGUAUUCCAUUCCAAUGAUCUAUGGGUGAAUGAAUAAAAGCAAUUAUAUGAGUAAAAAAUACAUGUGACUUCCACACCUCUCUGACCCCUCACAUAUUAUAACUUCUGAUACAUCCGUGCACUCAGCGGUCGGUCUGUACAUCCCGCUGUAGUGCUUAAAAGUUGGCAGUGUUCACUCCAGUAUGUUUUCAGCUAUUUAUAGCAGUGAGAUUUGUCUAAAAAAGGUUAGGUAAUGAAAAUAGUGUAGAGCCGUCUACAUGUAUAUUAUGGUUACUGCUGCAUUUAAAAUCUAUUGAAGAUUAGACUAUACUUACUGUGGUCCAAUGUGAUUUCUUUCUUCUUUUUUUCAGAAGCCAUGUCAACCUUUGGGGUAUAUAUAUGUUUAAUGUGUAAAUGGGGGCUUAUGUUUUGUUUUGUAAGAAAAUGUAAGAAAACAGGAAGUUGAGAACAAUACAUGAGAUCAGCUGUCUAUCACUGUGUGACUCUUAUCCGUCCAAUGACCGGCUGACUGUAAUUUUAUUGAACUUUUAAUUCUGUAAUUGGUAGUACAUUAUGAGACAUUAUUUUUUUUAAAGAACACAAAGCAGAAUAUUAAUAUCAUCACAAUUAAUUUGUAACUCUAAGAACAGAAUAAUGGUGGAAACCAUUGUUUUUAUGAUGACAAAUGCAUCAAUCAAACAUAGACAUCACCACAGGAUGUGAAAGUUUCAAUCAGCACUUACACAGCGAGAUUCAGCUUUAAGAGUAAAUUCUCAUAGUAGACUGCAAGCCUUUGCAAAUAUAACUAUUAAGACAUAAGCUAAUUUCAUACUGUAUCUGCAUUUGUGCACAUUUUUCUUAUUUUCCUUUCACUGGUGUCUGCGGAACUACUGCCACAAAUCAACAGGCACUUCAGUCAAAAAUUGUGUUGUUCGAUGUCUGUUGCCCUUCCCCUCCACCCCAUAAUAAUUCUAUUGUAAUGAAACUGAUGUAAGCAUUGCACUGAGUCGUUAUUUGUUAGCAAAGGUGUGGAGAAAGCAGUUUCCUGACCAUUUUGUUUUUGUUAACAACCCUUUCAUCCUUGUUUUGCACUACUGCUCCUUGCCAGUCAGUCACUGUUACUUGAACAGUCAGUCCGCUGUCAGUCUGAUCCUGUUCACUUCAGUUCAGCACUGCUCUUGUGUUUGACAAGUGAAGGUGAGCUGGAUAAGAAACUUAUUACUGUAUAAUUGUUUUGUAUUUUUCUGUAAUCAACUUUAGAGUUCACAUUAUCAGAGUUUGGCUGUGAAAUAUAUGAAAUAUGUCAGAUUGCUUUAUUUUGGACAGUUUACUUAAAAAGUAUAAUUUUCAUGUAAAAGUAGCAUUAUAUACUUUUAUAUGUGCACAUGGGAAAUAUGUAACUUGCUCUUUUUGUCCACAAAAUAUGAUUUAAAUAAAAGACUUGAUCAAUGCUUUGUGAUCAUGAUCAGUGAUUCUUGUGACAAAUAACUUUUAAUGCAAAUUUUUUUUCAAUAAAUUUUUCAACAAUCAA